AUGAGCAGAGCAGUUCUUCAACCGUUCGAGGAGUACCAAAAAGCGCGUGUAACUUUCGUACAAACAGUAGCAGAACUUGCAACCCGCCCACAAAAUAUCGACGCUUUACAAAGUGCAGGGGUUAUGGCUUUGCUAAAACCAUUACUACUUGAUAACGUCCCAAGCAUCCAACAGUCAGCCGCCUUAGCCCUUGGCCGUCUAGCUAACUAUUCUGACGAUUUAGCAGAACAAGUGGUUGCCCAUGACAUUUUGCCUCAGCUAGUCCAGUCUUUAGCUGAGCAAAACAGGUUUUACAAGAAAGCUGCUGCAUUUGUCCUGACUCUUCUAGUAGAAUUAUUUUAAAAAUAAAAUUAUAUAUAAAUUAAAUAAAAAAAUAAUUUUUUUUAUUAUGGAGGAGUGAGGGCUGUUGCAAAACACUCAGCAGAGCUCGCACAGGCAAUUGUAAGCAGUGGAGCUCUUGAAUCCCUUGUAACUUGUCUUGAAGAAUUUGACCCUGGCGUCAAAGAAAGCGCAGCUUGGGCUCUUGGGUAUAUUGCAAGACAUAAUAGUCAGCUAGCAAAUAGUGUAGUUGAAGCUGGAGCUGUAGGGCUUUUAGUCCUAUGUGUGCAAGAACCUGAGCUUUCACUCAGAAGAAUUGCUGCAAGCGCUCUUAGUGACAUAGCCCGUCAUUCUGCUGAAUUAGCUCAAAAAGUAGUCGAUGCUAUGGCAGUUCAACAUCUUUCUCAAUACAUCAACCAUCCAGACUCACAAUUAAAACGAGUCAGCACGAAUUUUACCAUAUGAAAUAAAUCAUUUUUCUAUAUAAGUGAUAGUAAUUUUUUUUUAAAUUAUCAUAAAAAAAUUUUCUAAAAAAAAAUUAUAUGAGAAAAAUUGAUUUUUUACUCAAUUAAAACGCCAAGUCUGUUCUUGUUUGGCACAAAUAGCCAAACAUACCACAGAACUCGCAGAAUCUGUCGUUGAGGCUGAAAUUUUCCCAAGAAUUCUUAACUGCUUAAAAGACGUCGACAUGCACGUGAGAAAAAAUGCAGCUACUUGUAUUAGGGAAAUCGCCAAACAUAACCCUGCAUUAGCAAAAUUGAUUGUAAACGCAGGUGGAGCAGCAGCCAUUGUAGACUACAUAAGUGAAGUUAAAGGAAACCAUAGACUUCCUGGGAUUAUGACCUUAGGGUACAUCGGUGCUUUUGAUGAAAGUUUAGCUAUGGGUGUUAUAGUCUCAAAAGGUAUCCCACCGCUAAAAGACGCCCUUAAAAAUGAAGGAGAAGACCAUAUUAAAGCAGCAUCAGCUUGGUCGUUAGGACAAGUUGGCCGCCAUAGUGCAGAUCAUGCUAGAGCCUUAGCUGAAUUAGACAUUCCUAACUGUUUAUAGAAAUAAAAUGGUGACGUUGACGGAAAUUAUGCUUAAGGUGCAUCCUAUGGAGCAGGUAGGGCCCAUCCUGAUAAAGCUGAAAACAGGGCCUCUGCUCCUUUUUGAAGUAGGCUUCAGGCUUGGAGAUGCCUUGCUGAAUAGGAAAGUUUUUUUUCCCCAAAAGUCCCUACCAGAUGGGCUCGACAGGUUUUGCCUAUCAGAUGGUCUCUCAUUGGGACCAUCGGGUCAUCUCAUAGGCAAUAAGGAGUUGAUCCUCUGGACAGGCUGUUCUGGUCGGAAAUCCAAAAUGGCGACCUUUGGAGCCAAGGUGGGCAAUGGCUAAUGGCUAGAUCCACUUAUAGCCAGCAUAAUCGUUUUAACUUUAACUAACUGUUUAUUAGCUGCUUAUAUAGAUGAGCAAAGCAGUGAAGACUUAAAAGCGAAGUCUAAAAGGGCCUUAAAAAGCAUUGUGCAAAUGUGUACUUACUUACCUGCACUUGAGCCAUUAUUACAGCUGGCUCCUCCAUAUACAUUAAAAUGGAGUCCAAUCAAUAGACCUUGAACAAGGGAGGAUUGCGUUCGUGAAUGUGUAUCCUGCCAUGCUUUUCUUGUUUUGUGAACUAAAAUGUCUGGUAGCCGACCACAUGCUUUGCUCCAAUGCUAAGAUUUUUUCCUCAGAGGGGAAUGGAGCUGAGAGUUGGAAAGUGAUCUCCCAGCAGUACCAACGGUUUGUAUCCCAGUCAAUCGGGACUUUUUCCAGCAUAAAAUCAGUAGUUAGGCCCUCGGCUUCGUAUUAUUUUGACAAGAAAAUUCAGCAUUUUGAAUUUUUCAUGAUGAGGAACCUUUGUUGACUAACGCAAUUCAUUCAGCUACAGUGAAGCAACUUCAGGGCCUUUUUCAGCAGGAGUAUCCUUUCUGAGCCGCAUACGAACUGAAUUGGGCUUUAUUGGUGGAGGUAGUCCUUCAGAAAUUACAGUGAAAUUCUUAUAAUUUCAAUAAAUAUAAGCACUGCAGCUUGCUCCUCCUAAUAUUUUGAAAUAUGUGAUUAAUCAGUUUGCUAAGACCCUGCCACAUGAUCUAGCGGCCAGGAAAACAUUUGUGCAGAGUGGAGGACUGCAAAAGGUGCAAGAAAUUGAUGCACCGCCAGGGACUAAGCUGAGAGAAUAUAAGGAAGCAAUUAAUCAUUUGUAUCAUCCUGAUAUUGUUACUUAUUAUUCUCCUAACUAUGCAGAAACUUUGAUGAAGAAAAUUGAAGAGUUCGGUCAAUCUUAG
Molecule: messenger RNA, 2617 nt
Organism: Blepharisma stoltei
Lineage: Eukaryota; Ciliophora; Heterotrichea; Heterotrichida; Blepharismidae
Source: the annotation of a GenBank genome assembly